AUGACUACCGCCACUUCGUUCGAGAAAUGUAGUGAUCUCUCACUUCCAAAGUUUGACAAGUUCAAAACGCUUCGAACAAAUGGGGAUGUGGUGAUGAACCAUAUCUUGACAUCAGAUACUUCACCCAUCAGCUUCUGCAACUUCAGCGUUGCCCUUACGCACCCUGGAGACAACGACCUCGUGAAUGUCGAAAUCUGGCUACCACUUGAUACCUGGAACGGCCGAUUUCUCGCAACCGGCGGAGGAGGUUACGUAGCCGGCUACGAAUCCAACCUAAUAGAGCCGACUCAGAUGGGCUACGCGACAUCAUCCACCGACGCCGGCCUAAGCAAGGGGGGCAAAAUCAAUCCCUCAUCAGGAGAAUGGGCUCUCUUGGAACCAGGAAAGAUCAACUGGGGCCUCGUGACGAAUUUCGCCCACCGCUCCAUCCACGACAUGACUGUUAUUGCCAAAACCGCUAUCCGAGAAUUCUACGACACUGAUCCCAAGUACUCGUACUAUUCCGGCUGUUCGACCGGUGGGAGGAUGGGAUAUUUCUCCGCUGAGCGGUAUCCUGAUGAUUUCGAUGGGAUCAUGGCCAAUGCGCCGGCUCUGCACAGCGCAAACCUGUCCGUGGGCAUGGAAUGGCCGACGGCAGUUAUGCAUGACAGUGUCGCCGUGCCGCAAUGCGUUUUUGAAACCUACCAGAAGGCCUAUAUAGCAGCAUGCGAUGCCCUUGACGGUGCUGCGGACGGACUGAUAUCUGAUCCGCAAAAGUGUCACUUCGACACAGGUGACUUAGCCAGUGAUACGGUCAUUUGCUCGGACGGUACCUUCACAAUAACAACAGCGCAUGCAGAUGCAGUAUCAAAGAUAACGCAAGGCCCACGAUCCGCAGACGGGAAAAUCUCAUGGCAUGGAAUCGCGCCAGGGACCUCCUUCAGCGGAAUCGCUGUCACGAACACCACCAACAAUAAAACAUCCGUGAUCCCAGCCCGGCUCGGCAUUCCAUGGAUGAAAUACUUCCUGACCAAAGACCCGAACUACUUCUUAGAGAACUUCACCAUUGCCGAUUUCGAGCACAUGUAUUUCAGAUCUGUCGCCGAAUUCACCACUAUAUUGGGCUCUGACAAUCCAGAUCUCACGGAGUUCAGACGUGCGAACAGCAAGCUCCUCUCCUGGCACGGCCUCUCAGACCGACUUAUCAAUUACCAAGGAACGACUUGGUAUCGGGACACGAUACAGGAGAAUAUGGGCCUUGAUCCUGGACAGGUUGACGAUUUUUACCGUCUGUUCCUUGCACCCGGCGUGGAUCAUUGUGCAGAUGGUUAUGGGCCGGUGCCUGUGGAGCCUUUCAAGACACUUGUUAACUGGGUAGAGAAUGGAAAAGCACCGGAUAUGUUAUUCGCAAGUAUGGUCGAUGAUACCAAUACGACUGUUACUCGCAAUCUAUGUCGAUAUCCGGAGCAAUUGGUCUAUGUUGGCGGGGACGUUAGGAAUGCGCAUAGUUUUGUGUGUGAAUGA
Molecule: messenger RNA, 1503 nt
Organism: Aspergillus affinis
Lineage: Eukaryota; Fungi; Ascomycota; Eurotiomycetes; Eurotiales; Aspergillaceae
Product: putative feruloyl esterase
Exons: 1
Coding region: 1-1503 (500 amino acids)
Source: RefSeq, a predicted model, not a curated record